AGAGCCGAAGACGUCGGCUCGGUCAUGUGAUCAGCUGUGUCCAAUCACAGCUGAUUGCAUGGGACAUGUACACUGAUCAUCAGGGCACUGAUGAUCAGUGUGCCCUGAUGAUCAGUGUAGCCCCAGCAGUGCCACCUGUUAGUGUCCAUCAAUGCCACCUGUCAGUGCCCAUCAGUGACACAUCAAUGCCACAUAUCAGUGCCUACCAGUGCACAUCAAUGCCACAUAUCAGUGCCCAUCUGAGCUGCCUUUCAGUGUCACCUAUCAGUGUCAGUACCACCUAUCAAUGCCAGUCAGUGCCACCUAUCAAUACCAAUCAGUGCCGCCUAUCAGUGCCAGUCAGUACCACCUAUCAGUGCGCAUCAGUGCCGCCUAACAAUGCCAGUCAGUGCCACCUAUCAGUGCCAUAUAUAAGU
Molecule: messenger RNA, 416 nt
Organism: Staurois parvus
Lineage: Eukaryota; Metazoa; Chordata; Amphibia; Anura; Ranidae
Source: the annotation of a GenBank genome assembly